Molecule: messenger RNA, 1370 nt
Organism: Syzygium oleosum
Lineage: Eukaryota; Viridiplantae; Streptophyta; Magnoliopsida; Myrtales; Myrtaceae
Product: bark storage protein A-like
Exons: 7
Coding region: 1-1356 (451 amino acids)
Biological process (GO): nucleoside metabolic process
Molecular function (GO): catalytic activity
Source: RefSeq, a predicted model, not a curated record
AUGCGAGCUUGGAACUCGAAGCUAAGAGGACAGAGAUGGGAAAUAUGCAACCAUCCACGAGCCAUGAGGAGAGGAGAGGAGAGAUGCGGGGAUGGUGAUGAGGACGUUGAACCAAGAUGCAAACCGCAAGUCAUUGCAAAUGGAGUAGGGGAUCUCGACGUGUGCUUAUCGCUGAAUUUGGUGAUCGGCCGCCAAAUGUUUACGGUGACAGAUAUGUUCUUGAGGGAUGAGAGUGUGCUUUUAACUGCAGUUUCUGAUUCUCUUUGCCAUCUGAUUUUGGGAGUUGGAAGUGUUGAAGGAUGGCGAGUCCUUUUGAGAGUGGCAAUGCUUAUGGGGCUUCUUGCUUUGGGCGUGGUUGCUGGAAAGAUCAAGACGGCAAAUGGCACAGUCCCUCUAAGCUCGAGGGUGAAGAUCAGAAUGAUGAACAAUCGAGGUCCAUACAUUGCUGUGAUCGUGCCAAACUCUUUCGAGAUGAACCCUCUUCUCCGAUCUCCAAGCUUUCGAGCCGAUCCAAACUUCCCUUACUUGGAUAUAUUAGGAAGGAGAUUUCGAUUCGGAAAGGUGGAAAAUAAGAAGGUCGUAAUUGUCAUGACCGGAUUGAGCAUGCUUAAUGCAGGCAUAACCACAGAAUUGCUUCUCGCUCUAUUUAAUGUGAAAGGAGUAGUGCACUACGGGAUUGCAGGCAAUGCAAAUCCUCAACUCCAAAUCGGAGAUGUCACUAUUCCUCAGUAUUGGGCUCACACCGGCCUUUGGAAUUGGCAGCGAUUUGGCGACGGACCUGAGCACGAGCUGGCUUUUGAAUCAAAUGGGGACGACACGAGGGAAUUUGGGUAUCUCGAAUUUUCUGAUUACAACAACGUGAGUCAAAAUGGGGAGGGAGUGGGAAAUUUUCUGAACAGGGUGUGGUAUCAGCGCGAAGAGGUAUUCCCAAUCGACGGUGUUCCUGAAGUCAGACAGCACGCCUUCUGGGUUCCCGUUGACCAGAGCUACUAUGGAUUAUCGGCGAAAAUCACGGAUUUGAAGCUAGGGGCUUGUGUGAACUCUUCAACCUGCUUGCCAAGAUCACCCAGGGUGGUGAGAGUGGAGAGGGGAGUGACUGCCAACGUGUUUGUGGAUAACAAAGCUUAUAGAGAGUUCUUGAGAUCCAAGUUCAACGCCACUCCUAUCGACAUGGAAAGUGCAGGCGUUGCUCUGGUGUGUCACCAGCUCGACAUGCCCUUCAUCGCCUUCAGGUCUCUCUCCGACUUGGCCGGCGGUGGCUCCUCGCUCUCCAACGAGGCCUCCACUUUCGCCUCUCUCGCCGCUCAGAAUGCCGUUGACGCCAUGAUCAAGUUCAUCUCCCUCUUGGCCUCAUAAUCCACCGAUCAACG